AUGGGUGAUAACUCCAUUGUUGGUGUUGUUGCUACUGCCUCUACAUAUUUGUGUGUUUCUGAUUCUAUUCCAGGUACUGGCUUCAAUAUUUGGAUAAUUGACACUGGUGCUUCUGAUCAUAUGACUUAUGAUGCUGAAUUUUUUGUUGAGUUGUAUAGUAACACUCGUGACCUAUACAUAACUAGUGCUAAUGGCUUGCCCUCUCCAAUUACUGGUGAGAGCACAAUCUCUCUCACUCCUACUUUGUUCUUGUCUCGAUCUCAAUACUCACAAGACGAUUGGGCAUGGUAA
Prunus armeniaca (apricot) is the source of this 291-nucleotide messenger RNA. Lineage: Eukaryota; Viridiplantae; Streptophyta; Magnoliopsida; Rosales; Rosaceae. The record is from the annotation of a GenBank genome assembly.